CCUGCUGAGGGGCGUGAGUCCCGUCAUUGUUCCUCCCCAGAGGUGACCGGACUUUUAAUCUGGAAUUCUCACAGGGAAUACAGAAAUUAUUAUUCAUUUCAAAUUUCGCCAAAACUGAGAUAUGUGCGGAACCAACUCUCAUCUGGAAAACACAGGUUUGUCCCGAAGCUCUUUACGCACCGCUUUUUACUCGACUGUACGGCAGCGUGUAGGAAACACAAACAACAUGCGGAGUGUUUAUCAUUGUGUUCAGGUGUUUUUAAAGGCUGCCAGCUAUGUAAAAAAAACAUAUGACACUUUUAUGGAAAAAGGUUGUGGACGCGUAAACCAGCUGGGAGGCACGUUCCUAAACGGCAGACCUCUCCCAGAGUCCAAACGGAGAAAGAUGAUAGAGAUGGCCAUGGAGGGAGUGCGACCAAGUCAGAUUUCCAGGAUACUGAGGGUAAAUACAAUAUUAAAGUCACAUUUUUAAACUCCGUCCAGUUUUUGGCGGUAAAAACAGUUUGGCCUCCUGGAGCCCAAGACCAUCGGAGGGAGCCGACCUCGACUCCUCACCCCGAGGGUCAUCUCCACUAUAGUCCAGUACAAAAGGGAAAACCCAACGAUUUUCGCCUGGGAAAUAAGAAAACGUCUCUUGACGAUAACAGCGGCGGAAGCUCGGUUGCGCAAAGUCUCCAAAGUGCCCAGCGUGUCAUCUAUAAACCGGGUUUUAAGAAAGAUCCACUUGGACCACGGGCCUAUGUGUUUGGACGUCAAUGCGCACAGCAGCGUGGGGGAAGAUCUCUCCUUCCUGAUUGAAGAGGAAGUGAAUCACGCGGAGACAGAGAGCAAUAAAGACCAGAAACGUGAAGGCGUCCAGCACAGGAACCGCACAGCGUUCACUGCUGAGCAGAGCACAGCAUUAGAGCAAGGUGACUUAUAAAGUACCGGGCUUUAUGUGUACGAGCAUAAAAUGUACACGUUCCUAUUUCCCACAUCAGAGUUUUCCCAGAGCCAGUACGCAGACAUGUACAUGAGAGAGAAGCUGUCGGCCAAGAUCAAUAUCCCCGAGGAAACUAUAAAGGUUUGGUUCUCAAACAGAAGAGCAAAGUGGAGGAGGGAAACCAAACAGAGGAGCAGAACAGGCACUACAGAUGUUCAAAAGCAGAGAGAGUUUGCUCCUGUGAAUCGAAUCGAUCGACACACUUUCACCGCCCAGCAGGUAAAGUAGGAACCAACACACCCGGCAAAGUUUUAGGACGAAAACCCUGAUGUGUUUUGUCCAAUUUGAAUUUUUAUGUUUGUUUUUUAGGCAUCGAGAGUCUCUUGUCAGGAUGCAUCGUUUCCCUCUUUCUCUACAUGUAACACAGUUACUCAGAGACUGCAAAAUGGCUCGAUUUCUGCAGAUGAAGCAGGUAAAAAUAUAGCCAAGCCAGCAGGGCCUAAUUCAGUACUACUUUAGUGCCCAGAGUACUUUCUAAAAAGUUAUACAGUAAUGCGGUGAAAGGGUUAGCUAAAAAAUAUGCUAUAGGUAGCACAAGUAAUGUGCUACCUAUAGCAAAAAUAGCUACAAAUGACCAAAACGAAUAGUUGAAUUGAAUGUAAAAUGGCUACAACUAAGGUUCACCUGGUGGUUAGUUU
Cynoglossus semilaevis (tongue sole) is the source of this 1620-nucleotide messenger RNA. RefSeq names its product paired box 4 (gene pax4). Gene Ontology annotation, biological process: regulation of transcription by RNA polymerase II; anatomical structure development. Gene Ontology annotation, molecular function: RNA polymerase II cis-regulatory region sequence-specific DNA binding; DNA-binding transcription factor activity, RNA polymerase II-specific. The record is from RefSeq and is a predicted model, not a curated record. NCBI's taxonomy places the organism in Eukaryota, Metazoa, Chordata, Actinopteri, Pleuronectiformes, Cynoglossidae. The transcript is spliced from 6 exons.